Messenger RNA from Kuraishia capsulata CBS 1993, 654 nucleotides. RefSeq lists its product as uncharacterized. Lineage: Eukaryota; Fungi; Ascomycota; Pichiomycetes; Pichiales; Pichiaceae. The record is from RefSeq and is a predicted model, not a curated record. The coding region runs from base 1 to 654 and encodes 217 amino acids. The transcript has a single exon.
AUGAAUGUCUCUCGUCCCAGUCCGGACCCCCUCACCACUUCUUUCUACUCUGCUUUCUUGCUGCCUCUGAAACUGACUCAGUCACCAGUUGCAAUAAGUCAGAUGUCAAUGCCCACACCAGCUCCCUCUGCAGUCGGGGGUACCCCGUCCACUUUGCUGCCCGAGAUGAUCUCGAUCCAGGACCUCGAGAACGGCACUCUCAACAUUGACGCGCUGAUCGAGGAGAUACGAAUCUUGCACCAGAAAAUUCCGGCACUUCGAUUUCAGAUGACCAAUUGCUUGCGCACGCUUGCAAACAUGGACGACUCCCAGGGUCCAUCCCAGGCUUUUCAACACAUCCAACGAGAAGUGGUGGAGCUCAAGCAGAUGUUGGAGACAUAUUCGGCAUCGUACAGGCGACUCAUGCCCGUGAUACGAUACGCUAAGCUGAAGUCUGGACUGAAUCCGGAUGAUAUGACUAAAGUGCAGCGGCACGAGGUCAAAGUGUUGAGCAGCAGCGACGAGAUUACCGAGGUAGUUGGUUCCCCUGGUUCGAAACCGCUCGGGACCAAGCGUUACAGCACCACCAAACAGGUGAGGCCACGGGCGCCGUCUGCAUCAAAAGGAAAAGUGACCGAUUCUGCCGGAUCCGCGUCACAACCAAUCCUACUGUGA